Molecule: messenger RNA, 1021 nt
Organism: Suillus fuscotomentosus
Lineage: Eukaryota; Fungi; Basidiomycota; Agaricomycetes; Boletales; Suillaceae
Exons: 4
Coding region: 167-964 (265 amino acids)
Source: RefSeq, a predicted model, not a curated record
GCUUGCCGGCCCACAUUCCACUGCAUCACGUACCCAUAAAAGGCACUCCACUUGUUUUCUAUCUUUCUUUUAUACAAGCUCGUCAGUCCGACGACCUAGCACUAUUUUUCUCUAUCUCUAUCUAUCGCGCACAUCUCAGCACCGGCUCCUUCCCGGGACACUUGACAUGGACGAAGCUACGCUCCGUAAGCUCACCCGCGUAAAGCUGCAAAAGCUCGCGAAGGAAAAUAAGAUCAAGGCUAACAUGAAGAGCGAGACAAUUAUCCAAGAGCUCCUAAAGCUCUACGAAGUUGUUCAAUCGCAGCAGGAUGAAGGGAGUGAAGAGCCUCCGAGGAAGAGGUUGAGAACUAGCGUGCAAGACCAGCCUCCUUCUGGGUCAAGAGCUAGCGAGGAUAUCCCUCCAGUCGCUGGUCCAUCGACACCAAUCAUGGACGUAACUGUAGACACAAGUCUUGAUAAUCCUCCCACCCAAAAAGAUUCUCAGAAAUCUGCGCUCAGUACAGAAAAAAGUACUCUGAUUGCAGUAGCCACAGAUGCUGCCGACGUCGCCGCUGUAAAUUCAGCAGCAAUAUUGCAAGGCCCUUCACCGGUGCCGGAAAGUCACACUGGGCACCCAGCUCCGGACGAUGACACUAACGAUACUGAUUCCUAUUUAUCCUACCCGAGUCAGCAUGACUCCCACCGUAACUCGCGUUCAGGAACGCCCCCGCUCGAAACAACACAGAUGCUUAACUGGACAGUGAGCAUUAUGAACCAGGUCACAUCCGGUGAUCGGCGUGUUCUCGCUCAGGCUGCCGCUCUGCGCAAUAGAGCGAAAAUGCUGAGGGAACAGGCGAAGAAUGUGAGGGAUGUGGUACGCGCAGAGCGAGGACGACGUGAAAGAUUGGAAGCUUACUUCACGUACUGGAGGGAGAUAUCGCCUACAUGGCCAACGGGAUGGAUAUAUGAUGACGAAGAGGAGUAGAUUAGAGAGUAUCCGAGGACCAUCAUGAUGACAUGACAUAUGACACCUUGAUUACUG